AUGAAGCUCGCCACCGUGACAGCCGUCUUCACAGCGGCCGUCCUCGCGGCAGCCAGCAAUAUCGCCCUGCCUGCAGGUGUCCCCCGGUCGAUCCUGGAAUUUAGAGAAAAACACCCAUACAAGCCGUCGAAGCCCUCAGGAAAUCAUGGCAAGAGACGCGUCGUAACGAUCCGGUCCAGUCGCAACGACACAGAUGACGUCUCCUCAGACUUCAAACAGGCCCUCCAGCGCGCCAACCAUGGAGGAACGCUCUAUUUGCCAGCCAACGAGACCUUCAUCAUCGGCCAGCCCUUGGACCUGACCUUCCUCGAUGACGUCUAUGUUCAUCUUGACGGGGAGAUCAAGUUCACCAAUGACACUCCUUACUGGCAGAGCGUUGCCUUUACGCACCCAUUUCAGAAGACGAUUAUGUUCUGGAAAUGGGGUGGCAAGAAUAUCAAAAUCUACGGCGAGGGUACUCUGAAUGGCAAUGGGCAGAGAUGGUGGAAUGAGUUUGCUGGACUGGAGGUUCUCGACCCCAGUAAUACGUACCUUCGUCCCGUGCUAUUCUAUGCCCAGAACGCCACUGGUCUCUCCAUCGAGGGAAUUCACAUGAAGGACUCGCCAUGCUGGACGAACUUUGUGGUGACUUCGUCAGAAGUAUCAUACAGCGAUGUGAUUAUCACCGCCGAAUCCAACAAUGCCAGCGCCCUGCCAAAGAACACCGACUUCUUUGACUCGCUCAACGUGGAGCACUUGACGGUCGAGCGGACGUGGGUGAACAUUGGCGACGACUGCUUCAGCCCCAAGUCCAAUGCGACUGACGUGCAUGUCGACACAAUGUACUGCAACGGCACUCACGGCCAGUCCAUGGGAUCCAUCGGGCAGUACGCCGGCGAGAAGUCCAUUAUCGAGGACGUCGUCAUCGAAAACAUCUGGAUGCUGAACGGCCAGUUCGGCGCGCGCCUCAAGUCCUGGGCUGGACCUGAUGUUGGAUAUGGAUAUAUCAACAAUGUUACGUUCAGGAACUUUUGGAACGCGAAUAAUGAGUACGCGGCGUACCUGGAUUCUUGCUAUUUCAAUAUCAACGCAACGACAUGUGCGGCGUACCCUUCACAGGUGAACGUAACAAACGUCCAUUUCGAAAACUUCUCGGGCUACACGUCCGGGAAGUAUGGACGAGCGGUCGCUUCCUUGACAUGCAGUUCCAACCCGAACGCGAUCUGCGAGAACAUCACCUUCAAGAACUUCACCGUGACAUCGCCAUGCGGCAAUGGAACUGCCACUAACGCAGUGGUCAUAUGCGACAACAUCAGAGGAGACGUCGGGGUAGACUGCGUCAGCUCGAACAGCACGGAAGCGAUCGCGGCCAAGGCAGAUAAAUGCAGUGUGCCAUUGGCGACAUUACCGGAGGCUACGCCGUGGGUGAGAUAG
This is a messenger RNA of Diaporthe amygdali, 1413 nucleotides long. RefSeq names its product glycoside hydrolase family 28. Gene Ontology annotation, molecular function: polygalacturonase activity. The transcript has 4 exons. Bases 1 to 1413 code for a protein of 470 amino acids. Lineage: Eukaryota; Fungi; Ascomycota; Sordariomycetes; Diaporthales; Diaporthaceae. Gene Ontology annotation, biological process: carbohydrate metabolic process. The record is from RefSeq and is a predicted model, not a curated record.